Hipposideros armiger (great roundleaf bat) is the source of this 1011-nucleotide messenger RNA. RefSeq names its product peroxiredoxin 4 (gene PRDX4). Gene Ontology annotation, molecular function: thioredoxin peroxidase activity. The transcript has 8 exons. NCBI's taxonomy places the organism in Eukaryota, Metazoa, Chordata, Mammalia, Chiroptera, Hipposideridae. The coding region runs from base 101 to 922 and encodes 273 amino acids. Gene Ontology annotation, biological process: response to oxidative stress; cellular response to stress; cell redox homeostasis. The record is from RefSeq and is a predicted model, not a curated record. Gene Ontology annotation, cellular component: endoplasmic reticulum; cytosol.
CGCCCUGGCUCGCGCGAGCAUCGAGUGUGCAGCUUUAGCUGCCUGGCGGCGGGAGGAGGUGCUGUUUCGCCGAGAAGCUGGUGUCUGCCCCCGCGUGGUCAUGGAGGCGCCGCCGCCGCGGUUGCCAACCGCGACUACUUCAGUCCCCGGCUGGAGCCGAAAGCUGCUGCUGCUGCCGCUGCUGCUGUUCCUGUUGUCGGCCGGGGCUCUGCGGGCCUUUGAGGCAGAGAAGAGGCCCCAAACCCGUGAAGAGGCGUGUCACUUCUACGCAGGGGGACAAGUGUACCCGGGAGAGGCGUCCCGAGUUUCGGUAGCUGACCACUCCCUGCACCUCAGCAAAGCUAAGAUUUCCAAGCCAGCACCUUAUUGGGAAGGAACGGCUGUGAUAAAUGGAGAAUUUAAGGAGCUGAAGUUAACUGAUUAUCGUGGGAAGUACCUGGUGUUUUUCUUCUACCCACUUGAUUUCACUUUUGUGUGUCCAACUGAAAUUAUCGCCUUUGGUGACAGAAUUGAAGAAUUCAGAUCGAUAAACACGGAAGUGGUAGCAUGUUCCGUUGAUUCACAGUUUACCCAUUUGGCCUGGAUUAAUACUCCUCGAAGACAAGGAGGUCUUGGAUCAAUAAGGAUUCCACUUCUUUCAGAUCUGACCCAUCAGAUCUCAAAGGACUAUGGCGUAUAUCUAGAGGACUCAGGCCACACUCUUAGAGGUCUCUUCAUUAUCGAUGACAAAGGAAUCCUGAGACAGAUUACUCUGAAUGACCUUCCUGUGGGUAGAUCAGUGGAUGAGACACUUCGUUUGGUUCAAGCAUUCCAGUACACCGACAAACAUGGAGAAGUCUGCCCUGCUGGUUGGAAACCUGGUAGUGAAACAAUCAAACCUGAAGAUGCCAUGAAAGCCUGGUGGCCAAGAGAAGAGUUAUAAUCCCAGAUCCAGCAGGAAAACUGAAGUAUUUCGAUAAGCUGAACUGAAAAAUACUUCAGGUCAUGAUGCUUGAACAUCCUCAAUAAAGU